AUGGCGCAAACGACGCAAUGGUCUGCUUCCAAAGUUCGCUCGACCUUCAUUUCAUACUUCGAGUCGAAAGAUCAUAAACACGUAACUUCUUCCUCCACAAUUCCUUUCGAAGACCCGACUUUACUAUUUGCGAAUGCUGGAAUGAACCAAUUUAAAGCCAUAUUUUUGGGGACGGCUGAUCCAAAUUCUGAGCUUGGAAAGCUGAAGAGAGCAGCCAACAGUCAAAAAUGUAUUCGUGCAGGUGGAAAGCAUAAUGAUCUAGAGGAUGUAGGAAAAGAUGUUUAUCAUCACACAUUUUUUGAAAUGUUGGGGAAUUGGUCAUUUGGCGAUUAUUUCAAGAAAGAAGCGAUUGCAAUGGCAUGGGAACUCCUAACAAAAGUAUACGGUCUCCCUAAGGAUCAACUUUAUGUCACGUAUUUUGAAGGGGAUGAAAAGAUGGGUUUACCGGCUGACACCGAGGCAAAAAACCUCUGGAUAGAUGUUGGCGUGGAGGAGAGAAUGUUGAUCCCUGGGAAUUCGAAGGAUAAUUUUUGGGAAAUGGGAGAAACCGGACCUUGCGGACCAUGCUCUGAAAUCCAUUUUGACCGUAUAGGAGGCCGCGACGCGGCACAUUUAGUGAAUAAAGACGAUCCGAACGUUGUUGAGAUUUGGAAUCUCGUGUUUAUGCAAUUCAAUCGCGAACAGAACGGUUCGUUGCGUCCGCUUCCUAGCAAACAUAUUGACACUGGAAUGGGAUUGGAGAGAAUUGUAUCAGCUUUGCAAAAUAAACACUCGAAUUAUGACACGGACAUUUUCGUACCCAUAUUUAACAAGAUUCAAGAGUUGACUGGGGUCAGACCCUACACAGGAAAAGUGGGUUCCGAAGAUACCGACGGUCUGGACAUGGCCUACAGGGUUAUAGCGGAUCACGUGAGAACAUUGACUUUCGCAAUAUCAGAUGGCGGUGUUCCAAGCAAUGAGGGACGCGGUUACGUGUUAAGAAGAAUAUUGAGGCGUGGUGCCCGCUAUGCCAGAAAGAAAUUUAAUGUGCAAAUUGGUUGUUUCUUUUCGAGUCUGGUGGAUACAGUUGUUACGGAGAUGGGUGAGGCCUUCCCCGAAAUAGCGAAAAGAGUCUCUGACGUUAAAGAAAUUCUUAAUGAGGAAGAAGAAUCAUUUUCGCGUACCCUAGAUCGUGGUGAAAAACUCUUUGAUUCAUAUUUACAGAAGGCCAAGCAAGCCGGAUCAAGAGUGCUUCCUGGCGCUGAUGUUUGGAGAUUAUAUGACACUUAUGGAUUUCCGGUUGAUUUGACUCGAUUAAUGGCCGAAGAAAAUAGUCUUGGUGUUGAUGAACAGGAAUUCUUAGCAGAACAAGAGAGAGCCAGGGAUUUGAGUCGCCGAGCUCGAAAUGAUGGAACUGAUGGUCGAGAAAUUGUAGCAUUGGAUGUACACGACAUUGCGAAAAUCGAAAACUUACCAAUAACGGACGAUCAAUAUAAAUAUCAAUCUGGUAACAUUAACGCCACAAUCAAAGCCAUAUACUACAAUCAUUCAUUUCCCCAAAGCACCACCGACAUUCCACCCGAAAAAAGUUUCGGUAUAAUACUGGAUCGCACAAAUUUCUAUGCUGAACAAGGCGGACAACAAUAUGACACAGGUUCUAUCACUAUUGACGGUCAAGCCGAGUUUGUAGUAGAAAAUGUCCAAAUAUUCGCUGGCUAUAUAUUGCACAUCGGAUAUCUCAAAUAUGGCGACCUAUCUGUUAGCAACGAAAUUGUAGCGACAUACGAUGAACUCCGUCGGUGGCCACUUCGAAACAACCAUACUGGCACGCAUAUUCUGAAUUACGCACUACGCGAAGUAUUGGGGGAUACGAUAGAUCAAAAAGGUUCUCUGGUCGCGCCCGAAAAGCUUAGAUUCGACUUCUCUUUUAAAAAAGGUGUUUCGAAUGAGGAACUUGCUCUCAUUGAAAAAAUCUCCAACGAAUUUAUUAAAAAAAACCUCAAAGUAUAUUCAAAAGAUGUUCCAUUACCAGUUGCCAAGGCCAUUCAUGGUCUCCGAGCUGUGUUCGGUGAAGUUUAUCCGGAUCCAGUUAGAGUCGUAUCAAUAGGAUUUGAUGUCGAAGAUAUUAUAAAAGACGUGUCGAAUCCGAGAUGGAGAGAAACCUCGGUAGAAUUCUGCGGUGGAACGCAUGUCAUGAAGACUGGUGAUAUUAAAAAUUUUGUCAUACUAGAGGAGUCCGGCAUUGCCAAGGGGACGCGUAGAAUUAUUGCAGUGACUGGCGAAGAAGCUCAACAGGCUCACCGACUUGCAGAAGAGUUCAAAAUAAAUUUUGACAAUAUCUCGAAAUUGAAGGGAGUCGAGUUAGAUGCCGCACUUAAACAAAUAUUAAAAGAAUUAGACGCGUCGAAUAUAUCUGCUUUGAAAAAGGCUGAAUUUCGGUUAAAUCACGAGAAACUCAAGAAAGCUUUCAUAGAUGCCGAUAGAGCCCAAAAAGCUGCUCAAGCAAAAGAGGCAUGUUCUACAAACUUUCGGGAUCUCUCUUUCCAUAUUAUCGAUUUGAUAAAUAACCAUUUCGAAAAGAAUCCGGAAAGUCCAUAUUUGAUAAAAUUGGUAGAUGUUGGUUCAAACACUAAGGCUAUGGCGAGUGCAAUAUCGCACGUUAAAACUAACUUAAAAGAUAAAGCUACUUAUUUAUUUACUAUUGACGAAAGUUCCAACCGAGUUUCUCACAGUUGUAUUGUAGGAAAACCUUUAAUAGAGAAAGGAUUAAAAGCCAAUGAUUGGGCCAAAGUUGUAUCUGAAAGUGUUGGUGGAAAGUCUGGUGGCAAGGAGGAUGCCGCUCAAGGUAGUGGAAAUAAUGUUGAUAAGGUUGAUGACGCAUUAAGGGUCGCUGAAAAAUUCGCGGAACUUCAGCUUGCGACAUAG
Acaulospora colombiana is the source of this 2904-nucleotide messenger RNA. The record is from the annotation of a GenBank genome assembly. Lineage: Eukaryota; Fungi; Glomeromycota; Glomeromycetes; Diversisporales; Acaulosporaceae.